Messenger RNA from Mesorhabditis belari, 333 nucleotides. NCBI's taxonomy places the organism in Eukaryota, Metazoa, Nematoda, Chromadorea, Rhabditida, Rhabditidae. The record is from the annotation of a GenBank genome assembly.
AUGCAAUUUGUGCUGGUUUGCCUACUUGGAUUCGUCUCUCUUGUCGCCGCUUCGCCUAUUUCCGGAAGAACAACAAGGGAUAUUGACGAGGGUGGAGUGCCAAUUCAUGUUGACAAUCGAUCUGGCGAGAAAGUUGAUAUUGUGAAGAAUGGAGAUGGAGUCACUGUAAAGAUUGGAGACGAUCCAAACCCGACCACCGGAACAUUCCAAACUCCGUGGGGACCGGUCACUUUGAUCACAAGUGGAAAGACAACUCUGAACGUGAACUUCACUCCUAAACACAUGAAUAUUGUCGUUGGAUUGGCCCCUGAGGAAUGGACUGGAGAGAUGGAA